This is a messenger RNA of Moneuplotes crassus, 1348 nucleotides long. The record is from the annotation of a GenBank genome assembly. NCBI's taxonomy places the organism in Eukaryota, Ciliophora, Spirotrichea, Euplotida, Euplotidae.
UUAGUCAUGGGAAUCAAUGGUGGGAUGUUGGGAUCUUUGGGGGUGACUGGUUGUUAGGAGAUGGAAUUGAGCUUUGUGGGAUGAUAUUAGGUGGUAGAAUGGAAGGUGUGGUAGUAUAGGUUGUUGUUCAUAAGAAUGAGUUUUAGAUGGUUUAGGGAGGAUUGGGAUUAGGGAGGGUCGUGAAGGGGGAUUUAGUACCGAAGUAGGAUUGAUUGCCUUCUUGGCUUCUUCAGAGCAAGCCCCUUGCUCGAAAAUACAAUCUCCUGAUGGGGCACUGUAUCACCACCAUGAAAAUGGCUAGGGGUAUCUCUUGAGCUUAAUCUCGUUGGUGUUAUCCUUUGAAUUUGUAUAGUUGAGAAUGGAAACUCUAGGAGAUUUUGAAGAUGUGACCGCCAAGGUUAAGGCAGGUGAAGGAAUUGUGAAGAAUGGAGAUAAAGCUUUGAGAUAUGAGGAUGGAAAGAUUAGGUGGAGUAGUAGUGGAAGUACUCUAUGGAGUUUUAGUUUAAAGAGUGAUUCUGACAAUAUCCUACUAUACUCCAAAUAAAGACAAAAUUUUCAUCGGCUUCGAAAGAGACCUUCACGAUGAAAAUAGGAUGACCUCAAUUCCUGUCUCAGACCCCAGUGAGUGCUUUAGAACCUCUAUCUUUCUAAACAAGAGCAACGGGAGAUAUAUCCUAGGAAAUCCUAACUCAUGUAUGCUUAAGAAGAAACCUUACGGAUUCAGCUAUUCUAGAGAGCUAAGUGACGACACUCAGUUCAUUAUCGAGCUAUCUCCCUUUAUCAGUGAUGCUAUCUUGUCCUGGGAGUUGGUCACCCGCCAGCCUAAAGGAACAGUCCGAGAAGUUACGACUUCAAUCCAGUUUUCAAUUAAGGAACAGGAUGAAGUACGCUCUGAAACCAAUGGAAAAAUAACUAAAUAGCCAAGCUGAUUACUAUUCUAAGUCAAUCACCUCUGACUUAAAGACUCAUUUUAGUGCCUCUGUUAAGGCUGAAGCCAGCGGAGGCUUCUUCGGCUGGAAAGCAAAGGUUAGUGCAGGAUCUUAUUACUCUAAAGACACUCAUGAGCAUACCGAAGAAGAUACAGGCUAUACAACUGAAUGAGCAAUUGAAGAAGCUGUCAGUAGCCUGAAUUCUCAAAUUAGUGAGGUGUCCCAAAAAGAAGAGAAGAUAGUCAAGACCACUUAUAAUUUUCAUGAGUCUACAUGUCUGUGGCAGUUAGUUUUGAAAAGAAUCGACUUCUACGAAAAUGUCCACAAGGUUUCUUUUGAUAUUUUUGAGAUGAGCAAGAAACGCCCUACAGAGACUUGGGAACUAUUUGUCUAAUAAUUAUGAGAGAUUAUUUCAAUCA